Messenger RNA from Oryzias latipes (Japanese medaka), 3614 nucleotides. RefSeq names its product glutamyl-tRNA synthetase 2, mitochondrial (gene ears2). Gene Ontology annotation, molecular function: glutamate-tRNA ligase activity; ATP binding; zinc ion binding. Gene Ontology annotation, biological process: glutamyl-tRNA aminoacylation. Gene Ontology annotation, cellular component: mitochondrion. The record is from RefSeq and is a predicted model, not a curated record. NCBI's taxonomy places the organism in Eukaryota, Metazoa, Chordata, Actinopteri, Beloniformes, Adrianichthyidae.
UACCGUUUCCGGUCUCGCUGAAGAAGAACACUUCCCUCAGGUUCAUAACAUCAAAUAUAACCACCUUAAAGAAUAAUAGUCAUGGGUUAAAAUGAGCUUUAACUUUGUGUCUUAUUGUAUGUUUACUAUUGAGAAUGUAGCUCUUUUGUGAUCAUAUAUUGUAAGUUGAUAGCUUGUGUUAUAACGGCAAAGGAAGUGUCCUGCACUCGCAGAUAUGAUGUGGACCACCAUCAUGCCUCCGUGGGCUCAACCUUGUAGGAAGUGUCUUCUGCACACUUUGGUUUUCCGGGGAGGGUUUCGGUGUUUAACGGCGGCCAAGGAGAGACGCUUUGAUGUCCAGCUUGGUGCUGCCGUUCGCCGAAGGUGCUCCACAGUUCAAAGCGACGUGAGGGUUCGGUUUGCUCCCAGUCCAACAGGCUUCUUACACCUUGGAGGUCUACGGACAGCCCUCUACAAUUAUAUUUUUGCCAAAAAGCAUGGAGGCACUUUUAUUCUGCGACUGGAAGACACGGACCAGAGCCGACUGGUACCAGGAGCAGCAGACUCCAUAGAGGACAUGUUGGAGUGGGCUGGUAUACCUCCUGAUGAGAGCCCUCGGCGGGGGGGAACCCUGGGUCCCUACAUGCAGUCGCAGCGAUUAGACCUUUAUAUUCAAACGGCUCAACAGCUUGUAGAGAGCCGACACGCCUACUACUGUUUCUGUAGCCCUCAGAGACUUGAGCUGCUGAAGAAAGAAGCUUUAAGGGCUGGGCAGACUCCAAGGUACGACAACAGGUGUCGCCACCUGCAGGCGGCGCAGGUCCAGGAGAAGCUGGCUCAGGGACUACCCCAUGUGAUCAGGUUUCGCUUAGAAGAGGGCGUUGAACCUUUUCAGGAUCUGAUAUUUGGAUGGAAUCGUCAUGAAGUGGCACAGGUGGAGGGUGACCCUGUUGUAAUAAAGGCAGAUGGCUUUCCCACAUACCACCUUGCAAACAUAGUAGACGAUCACUACAUGAAGGUCAGCCAUGUCCUGCGGGGGUCCGAGUGGCUCAUCUCUACCUCCAAACACCUGCUCAUGUACCGCGCUCUUGGAUGGCAGCCCCCGACGUUUGGACAUCUGCCUCUUUUGACGAACAAAGACGGCAGCAAACUGUCCAAGAGACAGGGGGACAUUUUUAUCCAAGGCUUUAGGAGAGACGGGGUCCUGCCAGAGGCUCUGCUGGACAUCACCACUAAUUGUGGAUCUGGCUUCACCACCAAUCGAAUGGGGCGGACGAUAGAGGAACUUAUUUCGGAGUUUAAUCCUUCAAAGAUCACAACUCAUUCUGCUCUAAUAGACUUGGAGAAACUACCAGAGUUUAAUAGAAUCCACCUGCAGAAGCGGAUCGAAAAUGAGAAGCAGUGUCAUUUGCUUGUAAAAGAGCUGAAGGAACAAAUCCUGCAGGCUUACACAGCAGAGAUCCAUGACAGGGAAGUGCUGGACAAGGACUACAUCGAGCGAGUGCUACAACUCCGCAAGGGUCACAUAACCUCCCUGAGGGAACUCCUCAAACCCACCUACUCCUACCUGUGGGUGCGCCCUUCUUUUUCCAGCCAGCAGAUGGCAGCACUCACCCCAGAGGCUCAUCUUAUUGCUUCAUUAGUGCUGAAGUUAAUAGAAGAUCAGGGUGAGAAGCUGUCUGUGGAUGAACUCAGUAAAGACCUGAAGGUGCUGGCAAAGAAGACUAAAGCCACCAAGUACAGAGAUGUCAUGAAGCUGUUACGCCUGGCUAUCAGCGGUCUGCAGCAAGGUCCAAGUGUUGCAGAGAUGAUGGUUUCUCUGAGUCCUGCGGAGCUCUGCCAUCGAUUCCAGAAGCUUCUGCAGCUCACAGACAACAGUUAAAGUCCGUCUGCACACCAACUGGAACCAGAAGACCUCCUUGGAUUUGGAUCGUAUUGACAAAUGCAUAUCAUAAGCCACCCUUGUGAUUUUUUUUCUUUGUUUUUGCUAAAACUAAAAGCAGAGCGUUUAAAUGCUUGAAAAUGCUUUACAUAAAAAGUUUUUAAAAUAUGUUUGUUUUUUGUCAUUUGACAUCAUGGAAAAAACAGAUAGAAAUUGCCUGUUUUUUAACAUUGUAAAUAUAAAUAGCUUUUUUUUAAGUGUUUGUGCAGUGUAAUUGCAUUUUGAGUAUAAAAUUGCUGAGUAACAUAAGAAGCAACUUUGAAAACUAUGCCUUAAAUAACGAAAUACAUUAAUUGAAGUAGGGCAUUUUAAAUGACGUCAUACAGUUUUAUACGUUUAAUAGAAGAUUGUGAACCACUUAUGAGAAAAGGGGAAAGAAAUGAGUAGGUUUGGUUCACAUUCCGCCUGUUGCUGAUGUGUCAGCCGGUGAAGGAGGCGGUUUUGCGGUAGCAGAGUCGGAAAUGUGACUGCGUGAGUGUCACAUGUCCCCAUAAACAGCCGACAGUUUGACACCUUCCUUCUCUGCAAAGCCUCUGAUUAUCAGCCGUCUCUCGACGAGUUUGGCCAUGGCGAGCAGUGGCAGCCGGGAGACUUUAGAGUCGUGGCUCAGUGAGUAAACAGUAUUUAGACGUUUUGCGUUAAGAUACAAUUAUGUAAAAUCAAAUUAAGCUUUGUAUUUUUAACCGCUUGUUGUUGUUUUUUGUGACGUCCCGCGAACUUGCUGAGGCACAAGUUGAACUCCAACUACAAUUUCUGAUUAAGAAUGAUAAACUGCGGAAUAUUUCUCUAUCACCGAAGAUGUGGUUUAUUUGUUUAUUAGUUAAAGUCAAGUUUAGGGUUAUACACGAGCAGAAAACUUACUGCGCUGAAACAGGAAGUUGUUGCGGCGCGUGCGUGUUAUCAGGCUCGAGAGAUCGACGGUGCACGCGCACUGUCAAAGUUGCGAUGCUGAAAUAAUUUUCGCUCCUAAAUUUACGUAGUUAGAGAGUUCUUGUCUAUAGAACGGAGUUUGUCUAUUUUUUUCUUGACGUUGUACGCUGAUGUAAUUGUAAUUACUUUAAAUACUUUGGGGGUCUUUUUGACUGCCGUGUCUCCUCAGACAGACGCACGUUCUUCCUGGACCUUCACCUUGUCUUAGUUUUUUUUAAAGAUCGUCACUUUCUUUCAUUCCUUCAAAAAUAAACAUGCUGUCACUUUUUUACUUGUAUUAAAAAGUUAAAUAUUUCUAUUAGUGUAUCUAUUACAUUUCAUAUGUAGCAUUGAUUGAUUGAUUGUAUGACUGACUGACUGAUUGGGUUUAUUUCAAGCAAUUUCUGCAAUAGAAACAAGGAACCUAUAGUACACACAUGACACAUUGAUUCAAUUAUUCAUCAUUAUUGUCAAAUAGAGUUUGAUUAGUUGCUUGAAAGGGAGUGGGAUGGAGCAAACCCAAACAAGCCCUAUAUUUUGUAGGGAAAGUAAAGAUUUAAGUCACUUCAUAUUUUUUCAAUGUUCAUAAAAGUACAGAAAACAUGUCAGUUGUUUCAUGGCUUAUUAUCAGCUUUUCUCUACAGUGUUUGUUUUUUUUUUUUUUUUUUUGCUUAAAAUAACAAGGACUAGUUAUGAGACGCUGAUAAAUUCGAACAGAAGCUUUAACAGAAACAGUUUGUAAGUUUAAUAUUUUGACUUUUUAUUAAUUAAAAAAAAUAUUUGC